AUGGCACUGAAAGAAGAGACUGAAGUUAAUGAAAUGGAAAAGAAAGAUCAAUAUAUGAAUCUUCAUGAUUUCAUAACUGGAGAAAAACCUUUUAGUUGCUCACAGGCUGAAAAGACUUCCUCACGAAAAAGAACUCAAAAGGCAAGGACUAGGGGCAACUUUAUCUGCAAACAGUGUGGAAAAAGUUUUAAUAGUAAAAGAAACCUUAAUGUCCACAUGAGAAUUCAUACUGGAGAGAAACCCUACAUGUGCCUUCAGUGUGGAAAGAGUUUCAAUCAGAAAGGAAACUUUAAUACCCACAUGGGAAUUCAUAAGCCUUUUACAUGCUCUCAGUGCGGAAAGAUGUUUGAUCAAUAUGGAAAACUUCGAGGCCACAUGAGAAUUCAUGCUGGAGAGAAAUGCUACAGAUGCCCUCAGUGUGGAAAGAGUUUCAAUCAAUUAUGUCACUUUGAAGACCACAUAAGAAUUCACAGUGGAGUGAAGGCUUUCACCUGCAAACAAUGUGGGAUAGGUUUCAACCAUAAAAGAAACCUAGACAGGCACACAAGAGCUCACACUAGAGAGAAGCUUUAUACAUACCCUCAGUGUGGGACUAUCAUUCAAGACAGGAACCUUAUUGUCCACAAGAGAUGUGGAAAGAGUUUCACUCAAAUAGGACACUUUGAAGACCACAAAAGAAUUCACACUGGAGAGAAGCCUUUCACCUGCAAACAAUGUGGGAAAAGUUUCAACCAAAAAGGAAUCCUCACCCGACACAUGAGAGUUCACACUGGAGAGAAGCUGUUUAAGUGCUGUCACUGUGGAAAGACUUUCAAACAUAAAGAAACACUUGAUUACCAUGAGGAUUCAUGUAUGAAAUAA
Megalobrama amblycephala (Wuchang bream) is the source of this 861-nucleotide messenger RNA. Its product is annotated as gastrula zinc finger protein XlCGF8.2DB-like. The record is from RefSeq and is a predicted model, not a curated record. Gene Ontology annotation, molecular function: RNA polymerase II cis-regulatory region sequence-specific DNA binding; DNA-binding transcription factor activity, RNA polymerase II-specific. The transcript has 2 exons. Gene Ontology annotation, biological process: regulation of DNA-templated transcription. NCBI's taxonomy places the organism in Eukaryota, Metazoa, Chordata, Actinopteri, Cypriniformes, Xenocyprididae. Bases 1 to 861 code for a protein of 286 amino acids.